Molecule: messenger RNA, 1087 nt
Organism: Ananas comosus (pineapple)
Lineage: Eukaryota; Viridiplantae; Streptophyta; Magnoliopsida; Poales; Bromeliaceae
Product: probable plastid-lipid-associated protein 4, chloroplastic
Exons: 6
Coding region: 76-858 (260 amino acids)
Source: RefSeq, a predicted model, not a curated record
ACGUGGCCUUCUCCCUCUCCUCCCCUCGCUUCCUUAUCUCUCUCCCCACGCUCUCACUCUCCACCGCGCGCGCCCAUGGCGUUGUUGUUGCCCUCCUCUCCUUCUCCGUCUCCUCCUUUCUCCCCCUCGCCCCUUGCAAGGCCCCGCCGAACCCUAGAAACUCCUCUCGCGAUCUCCCGAUCCCCCCCGUCCCCCGCCCUUUUCGCCCAAACCCCUCAGUGGGGGCCGAGGGAGCGAGUUUCGCCGUUGUUGGCGGCGGCGCCGCAGGAGUCGAAGUGGAGGACUAGGGUUUCCUUCUUCCCCUCCUUCAUCAAGAAGAGAGGCAAGAGCCGGGAGGAGCUCAAGGAGGAGCUCCUCGCCGCCAUCGCCCCCCUCGAUCGCGGCGCCGACGCCGGUCCCGAGGACCAAGAGAGCGUCGAUCGGGUACACAUUGCAAGUGAACUUGAGGCAAUUAAUCCGGUUAAGGAGCCACUCAAGUCAGAUUUGCUUAAUGGAAAAUGGGAGCUUCUAUAUACAACUUCUAGGUCCAUUUUACAAACUCAGAGGCCAAAGUUUUUACGACCGAAUGGGAAAAUAUACCAGGCCAUCAACACGGACACAUUAAGGGCUCAAAAUAUGGAAACCUGGCCUUACUUUAACCAGGUCACAGCAAACCUGGUUCCUCUUAAUGAAAGAAGGGUGGCAGUCAGAUUUGAUACUUUCAAAAUUUUUGGUUUGAUACCUAUAAAGGCACCGGAAGGAGGUCGUGGUGAGCUAGAAAUCACUUACUUAGACGAAGAGAUUCGGAUAUCGAGGGGCGACAAGGGAAAUUUGUUUAUACUGAAGAUGGUUGAUCCGACAUACAGAGUCCCGGUAUAAUGGCACAGUUUCAUUCGUAGGGUAACUUUUAUUCCUUACACAUGCUUUCUGUUCUUUAUGUUUUGUGAAUAUUAUCUUCUUAUUUGAUUGAAGAUAAUGAAUGAAUGUGGAUAAAAGUGAGGUCCAAUAUUUUUGUAACAUCUCUACAAACAAUAUAUAAAGUCAACAAUUUGGGCUUCUGUCCAAGAAAAUAUAUUGAAGGUAUUGAAUGAAUAUGUUUUAUGAACAU